Messenger RNA from Chanos chanos (milkfish), 3938 nucleotides. RefSeq names its product zinc finger E-box binding homeobox 1a (gene zeb1a). The transcript is spliced from 10 exons. Gene Ontology annotation, molecular function: RNA polymerase II cis-regulatory region sequence-specific DNA binding; DNA-binding transcription factor activity, RNA polymerase II-specific. Gene Ontology annotation, biological process: regulation of transcription by RNA polymerase II; anatomical structure development. The coding region runs from base 1 to 3828 and encodes 1275 amino acids. NCBI's taxonomy places the organism in Eukaryota, Metazoa, Chordata, Actinopteri, Gonorynchiformes, Chanidae. The record is from RefSeq and is a predicted model, not a curated record.
AUGGCGGAUGGCCCCAGGUGUCAGCGCAGAAAGCAAGCGAAUCCGCGACGGAAAAACGUGACAAACUACAGUCAUGUGACAGAGGCCAGCUCUGACUCCGACGAUGAGGACAAACUACACAUUGUUGAGGAGGACAGUAUUCCCGACGUUCCCGACUGCCAAGCCCAUGUUCCCGAGGGAACAAACACGCCAGCGCUGCAGCAGAAUGGUGAUGCCGACCUUCACAACGGACACGGUGAAAACGAUGGCAGUCCGGGACCUGAUGCCGUCAUAGAGGAAGUAACAGUCAAAGUGAAGGAGGAGUGUGUUUCUGAGGAAGAUGAUGCUGAAGAGGACCAGGAGGCUCAGCAGAAAAAACCAGCUGUUAUUUACCCAGAAGGCCAUGAUAAUGACCAGAACACGCCGGACAGAGGGGUCCACGAUGAGAACGGCACUCCGGACACGUUCUCCCAGCUGCACACCUGUCCGUACUGUUGCCGCGGUUACAAGCGCUACACCUCCCUGAAGGAACACAUUAAGCUCCGUCAUGAGAAAAAUGAAGAUAACUUCAGCUGCUCUCUCUGCAGCUACACCUUCACCUACCGCUCCCAGCUCGACCGACACAUGACCGCGCACAAGGCCGGUCGAGAACAGCGAAUCGCAGCUCAGUCUGGAGGGAACCGGAAGUUUACAUGCACAGAGUGCCUCAAGGCCUUUAAGUACAAGCAUCACCUUAAGGAACAUCUGCGCAUACACAGUGGAGAAAAGCCAUACCAGUGUUCCAACUGUAAGAAACGCUUCUCUCACUCUGGUUCCUACAGUUCACACAUUAGCAGUAAAAAGUGUGUUGGAGCGCCCCCUGUGGUCAACGGGCUGUCUCGGCCGUCGGGGGGCAAAGCUGCUGCGACCCCUUCCCAAAACGCUCCCUCUUGCCUGACGUCCGCCCCCACCACCCGAAUCCUCCUGCGGGAGAAGCCAGAUGGCAGCAAACCUCUGCAGGAGCAGCUUCCCGUAACGCAGAUCAAACAAGAGCCUGCCGAACACCAGCAGAAACCUGUUGUCAUAACAACCAGUCCCGCCCCCAUCUCCGCACCCUCCACCACAAACGGGGGUGUGACUCCAAUCCAGGUUGCCGCGCCCCAGGGCGUGGUCCAGACUUUGGUUCUGCCCACUGUUGGCCUGGUGCAGCCAAUCAGCAUCAACCUGAGUGACUUGCAGAACGUGUUAAAAGUCGCCAUGGACGGUAGUGCCACGCGACAGGUGCUGGCUAGCGCUAACAGCGCUACCUCUAAGGUUGUGACUGGUCAAACGCAGCCGAAAGCACAGGCCGUGAUCCUCCAAACGCAGCAACAGCCGCAAACACAGCUCAUCUCAGCCAUCUCCCUGCCUAUUCUGGACCAGGAUGGCACCACCAAAAUCAUCAUCAACUACAGCGUGGACCCUCAGCUCAGCACGGCCAAGACCGCCCCAGUUCAGCAGCCCAACGCAACAACACAGUCAAAUGUGACACAGGCAAGCCUAACACAGCCAAACCUAACCCAGCCAAACUCAACGCAGCCAAACUUGGCACAGGCAACCCUGAAACAGCUCAACGCCACACAGCUGAAAACAACACGGGCAAACCUAACACAGCCAAACUCAACACAGGCAAACCUGACGCAGCCAAACGUGCCACAACAAAUCAGACUGGUCCAAACUGGUCUGGCCCAGUCACGGCUGGCCCAGCCCGCAGUCUUCAUCCUGAAGAGGAGGGUGGAGCCCACGACAGUGCCCGUAAAACACACAGUCCCAGUCAACAGAACCACAGAACCAGACAGAACCUCAGAGCCCAACAGCACCCCGACUGAAAUGAAACCCACCACGCAGGUCACCUGUACACCUCAGGACCUGACCAAAGUGCUGAGAAUCAAAACUGAGCCGGAGUCACCAGUGGUUACAGACACUGACAGAAAGGUCAAUAUCCAGUCAGAAGAAGAGAGAGAUUUACUGACGCAGAAAAACGGAGAGGCACAAAUGAGUUCUGGUCCUGACUUGGUUCCGACCCAGUCCGGUGGCGACGAUUCAGAGUCCGGUGUGUCCUGUCUGCUGUGUGAUGACAGGCCUGGGGGCUUGGACAUACUCCACUCUCUGAGCCGCUGUCUCCACGGAAACGGCCGGGGUUCUAACGGCUCGUCCGAAUCCGUCUCCCUCUCCUCUCUUUUGGGACAGAACGGGGCGGGCUGCCCCUCGCUGGAGAGCCUCCUGGGUCUUCUGAAGGCCUACAGUCAGGACACGCAGCCCACCGAGGAGGAGCUCUCCCGGGUGGCCAAGUCUGUGGCCCUCCCUCUAGACGUGGUCAGGAGGUGGUACCACAGAAUGCGCUCAGGUCAGGUCUCGCUGCUGCCCCCCGGUGGCGUAGACAAGGCUCAGCAGGCAAACCCAGACGACCUCUCGCAUGACCUCAGCACCCUGUCUGAGGAUGGGGGCGGAGCCAGCCAGGCUGAGGACUCUCCCACCACACCAAACACCCACAGUGCCAAAUCCACACAGGAGGUGCCAGACCCCGACCCUGGGGCCUCCUCCUCUCCCAGUUCUCCUCUCAACCUCUCCUCUGCCGGCCUGGUCAUCGUAAAGACAGAGGAUUCAGAGGGGGAGGGACAGGCUGAACCACUGGACCUCUCGCUUCCCAAACCUGCGCAGGACCCGGCUGACCCCGUGGCGACGGUCGAAGUCAACGCCCAGACCGAACCGCUCAACCUCAGCUGUGCCCAGAAGCAGCCGUCGCCAGGCAGCAGCACCAUCUACCUGACGCAGCCGAGCUCCGCGCCUAUAAACAUCGUGGCGACGCAGAUCCCGACGCUGGUGGCCAUCGCCGAGCCGGGCACAGGAGUGCCCUGCAUCCGCGCCAUCUCCACCCACAAACGUGCCAUCCUCAUACCACAGCUCACAUACACCUAUACCACCAGUCCGUCUACUGGCAGUGCCACACCCGACACACCCAACACGGUCGUCCUCAACGGGUGCCAGGAGGAGAGGGUGGACACCAGCUCAGAGGGGGUGUCCGCGUUGGAGGAGCAGAAUGACUCAGACUCCUCCCCUGUGAGGAAGAAGAGGAAGACUCAGGGUGGCAUGUACGCCUGUGACCUGUGUGACAAAAUCUUUCAGAAGAGUAGCUCACUGCUGCGACACAAAUACGAACACACAGGGAGGCGUCCUCACGAGUGCGGAGUUUGCAACAAGGCCUUCAAACACAAACACCACCUGAUCGAGCACACGCGCCUGCACUCCGGGGAGAAGCCCUAUCAGUGUGACAAGUGUGGAAAGCGUUUCUCCCACUCCGGCUCAUACUCCCAACACAUGAACCACCGCUACUCCUACUGCAAGAAGGAGACGCACGGGCAGCCCGGCCACAGCACCCCUACGCCUCCUUCUCACGUCGACUCGGAUGAGAGGGAGAGUGAGGGAGAGGAAGAAGAGGAGGAAGAGGAGAGAGAAGGGGAAGACCUGUCCAUCUUGGACAUGGAGGACAUCCGAGUCGUACGGGUGGGAGAGGAGGGCAGCGAGGGAUAUGGAGAGGAGGACGGAGAGAACCAGGGGCUGGAGGAGGAGCAGGAGACAGCUGAAGGUAGGAGCGAAGAGGAGGUGGAGCAAACGGCCAGAGAAGAUGACUCCGAAGAGCAGGAGGUGAUGGAGGUACAACUAGGAGAUAUUCACACUCUGGGAGACGCUGGGGAAACUAUAGAAAUGGGUGACGCCAUGGCGACAGCAGAUACCAUGGAGACGGAGGGAAACCACGAGGAGGAAAACAACGAAGCUGCAGAUGGUUUGGACGAUGCUGAGACUGACAACAAGAGCGAAGAACCAGAGUGAGAUGAUUUUGUUGGCCUGAGUGAAAGAGCGACUGACGGAGAUCAAACAGGAGAAAAUGUCGUGUCCGUGGGCUCUGAUGCUGAAAACUGUGCUCAAGGUUUUUUGUUUUG